AGCGUGCGUUUCCCCUUCUAGCCGGGCUCCGAAUCUUCCUGCCGGCCUUCGGAGGAACCUUGGUGCAGGAACACCCAGAUAGAGGAGGCGUCACCCUAGGAAGACUGAAGGCAUCUCGUGCCCAUAAAGGGCCCCGAGUUGGACUUCGCGGACAGAGGACCCAUGGGUGUCUCUUUAGGUCUCGGCACGCAGCAGAUCCCCGACGUGAGGCAGGCCGGAGGGCGCAGCCUCUUUGGACAGCAGCACGUGCCCAUCUGGGAUCUGGCCACUGUCCUGCCCUCUUCUCGCUGAUGCCAUGUAGCCCCAGGGGGUCACGUGCGGGCUCCAGCCCUGCGCUGCGCCCGGGCGGCCGGGACGUCAGGACCGGCCUCGGGGACUCCGCUGGCUUCCCCGCCGCUCAGACCAGAAGCCCAGGGCCUUCCCCGAGUCAGAGCAGGACCAGGAUCGGCAAGAGGUCUCCAGAGAGCGUGCCUCCACGCCACGGCAGGUCCACACGAGGCCAGGGCGCCGUCGGGGACCCGAGGCCCCCGUUUGAAACCUUCACCACCGCCCCCGGGGUUUUCUCGGCGAGCACUUUGAUUUGGUCCUUGAAUGCCUACUGGACAGACGCUUGAAACUUGCAAGUUAUCUGGAUACCAUAGCAGAACCACAAAGCCUUUCCUUUGUAUGGGGAAGAAAUAGCCUAUGUGCUGUGGAGAUGAACGGGGAGCAGCAGCCUGAUGCAGAUACUGGAUCUGGCAUGGAAGAAGUGGAAUUAAGCUGGGAAGAUUAUCUAGAAGAGACAGGGUCCACAGCAGUUCCCUAUGGGUCUUUCAAACAUGUGGACAUACGUUUACAAAAUGGAUUUGCUCCUGGGAUGAAACUGGAGGUAGCUGUGAAGACAGAUCCUGAAACCUACUGGGUUGCCACAAUCAUCACCGCCUGUGAACAGUUGCUUCUCCUUCGUUAUGAUGGCUAUGGAGAGGACCGGAGAGCAGACUUCUGGUGUGACAUCAGGAAGGCGGGUCUCUACCCCCUUGGGUGGUGUGAGCAGAAUAAAAAGACCCUUGAAGCCCCAGAAGGCAUCAGAGACAAAGUGUCUGAUUGGGAUGCCUUUCUGCAGCAGACCCUGCUGGGAGCAUGCAGUCCUCCAGUUCCACUGCUAGAGGGCCUCCGUAAUGGAAGAAAUCCUUUAGAUCUCAUUGCUCCGGGAUCCAGGCUAGAAUGCCAAGCUUUUCAGGACUCUUUAAGCACUUGGAUCGUUACCGUAGUAGAAAACAUCGGUGGACGACUGAAGCUGCGCUAUGAAGGACUUGAGGGUCAUGACAAUUUGGAGCAAUGGUUGUAUUACUUGGAUCCUUUUCUUCAUCAUAUUGGUUGGGCUGCUCAACAGGGAUAUGAGCUUCAGCCCCCAUUAGCCAUCAGACAUCUGAAAAAUGAAGCUGCGUGGCAAGAGAUUUUGACCAAAGUGAAAGAAGAGGAAGAAGAGCCAUUGCCAUCAUACUUAUUUAAGGACAAGCAAGUUAUUGGCCUUCAUACAUUUUCUGUAAAUAUGAAAUUGGAAGCUGUGGACCCCUGGUCUCCUUUUGGGAUCUCUCCUGCUACAGUUGUUAAGGUUUUUGAUGAGAAGUACUUUCUGGUGGAAAUGGAUGAUUUACGGCCAGAGGAUCAUGAACGACGAUCAUUUGUGUGCCAUGCCAAUAGUCCUGGCAUCUUCCCUGUGCAGUGGAGUCUGAAGAAUGGUCUACAUAUCAUCCCACCUCCAGGCUAUCCUAGCCAGGACUUUGACUGGGCUGACUACCUCAAACAGUGUGGUGCUGAAGCUGCUCCCCAGAGGUGCUUCCCUCCGUCAAUUUCUGAGCAUGACUUUAAGGAGAACAUGAAGCUUGAGGCAGUCAAUCCUCUUCUUCCUGAAGAAGUGUGCAUUGCCACCAUCACUGCAGUAAGAGGCUCCUACCUAUGGCUCCAGUUGGAGGGUUCUAAAAAGCCUAUACCUGAAUGUAUUGUGAGUGUGGACUCCAUGGAUAUAUUUCCUCUGGGCUGGUGUGAAACCAAUGGCCAUCCCUUCAGUACUCCUCGAAGGGCACGAGUACAUAAACAAAGGAAAAUUGCAGUGGUUCAACCAGAAAAACAAGUCCUGUCCUCAAGGACUGUCCAUGAGGGCCUGAAGAGUCAGGAGCUGAACUCCACAGAUUCAGUUAUGAUCAAUGGAAAAUAUUGCUGUCCAAAGAUAUACUUCAAUCACCGUUGCUUCUCAGGGCCAUAUCUUAACAAAGGAAGAAUUGCUGAACUGCCUCAAUGUGUAGGACCUGGAAACUGUGUUCUGGUUCUUAGAGAGGUCCUCACGUUACUUAUCAAUGCGGCCUAUAAACCCAGUCGUGUUCUCCGGGAGCUUCAGCUAGACAAAGAUUCUGUGUGGCAUGGAUGUGGGGAAGUCUUAAAAGCCAAAUAUAAAGGGAAGAGUUAUCGAGCUACUGUUGAGAUAGUCAAAACAGCAGACCGGGUGUCUGAAUUCUGCCGGCAAACCUGUAUCAAACUGGAAUGCUGUCCUAAUCUCUUUGGUCCACGGAUGGUUCUGGAUACAUGUUCUGAGAAUUGCUCUGUACUUACAAAGACCAAAUAUACACACUAUUAUGGAAGGAAGAAAAAUAAAAGAAUUGGGAGGCCACCUGGUGGGCAUAGUAACUUAGCUUGUGCCCUGAAAAAAGCCAGUAAGAAGAGAAAGAGGCGGAAAAAUGUUUUUGUUCAUAAGAAGAAACGCUGCUCUGCAUCUGUUGAUAAUACCCCAGUGGGCUCACCCCAGGGAAGUGGGGGUGAAGAUGAAGAUGAUGCAGAUGAGGGGGAUGAAGAUUCUUUAAGUGAGGGAAGUACAUCUGAGCAGCAGGAUGAACUACAGGAAGAGUCAGAAAUGUCAGAAAAAAAGUCGUGCUCCUCUUCUCCCACCCAAAGUGAGAUGUCUGCUUCACUGCCCUCGGACAGACAAAUGAGAAAAAGAGAGCUUCCCGCUUUUUCAUUUUCUGAUGAUGAAAAUAGACCUCCUUCACCAAAGGAAAUAAGGAUUGAAGUUGCUGAAAAGCUUCACCUGGACAGUAACCCCUUGAAGUGGAGUGUGGCAGACGUUGUGCGGUUCAUCAGAUCCACUGACUGUGCUCCACUGGCAAGAAUAUUCCUAGACCAGGAAAUUGAUGGGCAGGCCUUGUUGCUCCUCACUCUUCCCACUGUUCAAGAAUGCAUGGACUUAAAAUUGGGUCCUGCUAUUAAGCUUUGCCAUCACAUAGAGAGGAUCAAGUUUGCAUUUUAUGAACAGUUUGCCAACUGAAUGGGACAACCAAAACAAGUUGGAUCUUUGAAGCACAAAUGCGGCCAAUCCUUCACCCUGCUCUAGAAGUGAAGCUGAAAUAGUUCUGAGGCUCUGGGCUCUGCAGCUGUCAGCUUGCUCUCUUUGCACUUUCAGGGAAGGAAGACCCACACUGAGAAAGCAAAAAUGGCACAAGUGACUCUUCUGCCAGUGAAAAUGUGGAUAAUGCAUGUUCAGCAGGUUGCAGCUUUAAAAAAAAAAAACAGACAAAACAACAACAACAACAACGUUUUGAGAAAAUUCCUAACAAGAAUAAGCAUUUCUAGUGGCGUGGCCUGAAAACAAGAUGAUGUUGGCACUGGACAGCACCAUUUUGGUUGUUUUCUUUCUGUUCUUCCCAACUAUAGAUUGAACUUUGUUCUCUACUUUCUCUUUCUUGAAAAGAGAGGACAUAGCUUUAAGUCAGCACUGAUUUGGGACUCUACCUAAAGCACCUCAGUGCUUUACCAUCAUUGUGUUUUUAAGCUUUUCUAAAUUAAAACAGUUAAUUUUGGGGAUAAUUAUGUGGCUCUAGGGUUUUGAAUGUAAAGUCACACUUGGAUCCAUUUUCACAUCUGUUCUUAGGAGUUCUUUUGUUUACUACCUCUGUUGGUAAUUGAGCUUACACCUAUGAAAGAGGACUUUUUGUAUGAUAUGAUUUUUAAGCUUUUAGAACACUAAAACUAUGAUAGAAAUCAGAGAGGGGUGGGGAAAAACUGUUUGGUUUCUUAAAAAACACAUGGGCACUGAGACCAAUCCUGAGCUGGCUUGACCCAGAACUCUACAGUCAUCAUUCUCCACCUUGACCCAGCUCUGGCUUCCUGUGCUCAGUAGCCUCACAAUGAUUUUUGAUAUUUCACUUUAAUUACUCAUUCCCUAUUAGUUCUCAGAAGGGCUUAAAGUGGCUUUUGUUUCAUGUUUCCUUUUUUCUAGAGUUGUUUGUCUAUCUCUGUUUCAUUUCUGGAGUUCUUACUUUGGGUGGAAAUCAUUAGUUAUUCCCAUGGACUUAAAAGUCCAUUUCCCAUUUUUUAAAAUGUCACUGGGUAGAUAAUGUAGAAGUACAGCAGAUAAAAUAGGUCUUUGUGGAUGGCACAGAGCAUGGAUUUUGUGUAGCAGCAUCCUUAAUAUCAGGAUGAGAACAGAGAGAUGGUUAAGGAGUCUGAAAACCUGCCAUGCCAUGUUUAUACUUCAGGCAGACCUUUAAAGCAACCAUAAUCUACCAUCUAAGGAGACCUACUUAACCCAGUAUGUUGAUUUUUUUUUAACUCAGCUCAAGUGGACAUGAAACUACAGAUGAAUUUUCAUUUAUGAUUGCAUUUCUAGCUAUUAUAAACUAAUAGCACUUGUUUAUAUUGUUCCAGCCUUGGGGAAGGAGAAAAGACAUAUAUACAUAUUGCUGCCUUUAAAUGGUUUGCUUUGUUGUUUAUUUAUUUGUUUAUUUAUUUUUUGAUUAUCCUAGUCACCUGCAAAUUUAUAAAUGAUUCUUACUCAAGAGUCGAAAAUGUUUUAAGACUGCAAAUUUGAUAAAUUCUGAACAACUAUACAAAUAUAAGGUAAUAUUACUACAAAUUUAAACUGUGAUUUUUUUUCCUUUUCUCUCCCCAACUCUUCUUUUUUUCCUAUAUUAUUAUUUUUAAUAUAAUUUUAUUGUUAUGACAUCCUGAAGAGUUAUCAUUUCGUAAGUCAGGUAAUGAGUGCAAUCCUUUUUGGACAUUGUCACCCUUUCCUUCUCUUUUCCCCAGUUUUCCCCUGACCAUCUUUGCCCACAAGUUGCAUAAUUCAUUUUCCACAGUGUCUGUUGAGUACCAUGCUUGCAUUUGUUCACUGCACUUGUUUUUAUAGACAUUGGUAAAUAACCUGUAUUCUGGAUUAUUUCUUUAGUGGAUAAUUUAUGAGCCACCCCAUCUCAAGCCCUUUAAUCAGAUCAUAAAGCAUUAACUCUGCUCUACCAGGUGUAUCUGGAAAGAAGUUUUAUUUAGGUAAUAGUCAACAUAUUUGAGCUUACUCAGAGAUAUGAGUUUCAAAACUUUUAUUCUAUAUCUGUAGGACAGAAGCAUAUAUACGAUGCUAGGGAAUAGUUAGUAUUAAGCUGGUAGACCUUGGUGGUGGUUAUCUUGUUUAAUAGAAUUUUGUAAGAGCUCAAUCAUAAAGUCACCGAGGCAAAAGAGGGUCCCUUGAAGAAGAAUCAUAGAACACAAAAUUUCUGGAAUUAAUGUUUAGAGCCUCACAUAAAGAUAAUUUCCCAAGGACAGCAAUAUGUUACUUUUUCUAUCUUCUAGACUACUCCAAAGACCCCAGGUUUUAGAAAACUAGCUGAUUUCCCAGUUAAGGGGGAUGAAGCCUUGGAACAUGGAAUGCAUGACUCUGAGUAGCCUCUGAUCUGAGGAGGGUUGGAACACAGCAGACUUGUCUAACUGCACUGUGAUUGUUUAGGUAUCAUUUUCUACAAGAGAAAGGCCAACUAUAAAUGGGCAAGGAAAGGGGCUUCUCUAUAAAGAUUUCUUUGCACUUUCAUAUGGGAUGUAGUUUAUCAGACAAUCACAUUUAAGAAGAAUUAUAUUCACUUAACCACUACUACUAGAUUUUUACAUAUAUAAGAAUAAUUGGAAUUUGGAACAGUUUUUUGUAUGCCAAUCCCGAGGCUUGAACUCAGGGCCUGGGCACAGUCCCUUAGUUUUUUUGCUCAUGGCUGGUGCUCUACCACUUGAACAUCUCUACUUACAGCUUUUUACAGAGUCUCACAUACUUUU
Messenger RNA from Perognathus longimembris pacificus (Pacific pocket mouse), 6066 nucleotides. It is a transcript of the gene Sfmbt1, whose product is annotated as Scm like with four mbt domains 1. The record is from RefSeq and is a predicted model, not a curated record. The transcript has 21 exons. NCBI's taxonomy places the organism in Eukaryota, Metazoa, Chordata, Mammalia, Rodentia, Heteromyidae. Gene Ontology annotation, biological process: regulation of DNA-templated transcription. The coding region runs from base 698 to 3298 and encodes 866 amino acids. Gene Ontology annotation, molecular function: histone binding; transcription corepressor activity. Gene Ontology annotation, cellular component: nucleus.